GUUCAAUCGGUACCACGUGUCUGUCAAUGCAGUGACUGUAGUAAGUAUUUCCAAAUAAUUCAUAAUAUAUUUUCUAUCACUGUACUGCUAUUCAGACCUCUGUGAAAGGUACACAUGAAGACUCAGUAUUAUUAAUACCAUUAAUAGCAGUUUGCAGAACCUGCAGACUGAUAACAAGAAUAAUCAUAAUAAUAAAAGUAUUUAACCAGGAAAUACUGGUUAUUAAUCACUAAUAAUAAUUAUUAUUACUUUCAGUAUUUGUCUCUGCUGAAUAAGUGAGAUUAUUAUUAUUAAUUGGCAUCAAUCUGCUUAAUAUGAUAGAACAUAAUUACUAGAAGUCUGCUUUUUUGUGUAAAUGUAUUACGGCAUUUACUAAAGUGAGAAUGGGAAUUCAGGGAGAUUUUCAAAAUUUAGAAAAAUUCAAAUUUUCAGGAUUUGUAAUUUACUUUGAAUUCCCAGCCAUUCUCACAUUGGUGAAUAACUCUGACAGUAGUUAGAGGAAGAAUAGCGUUAGAUUACAAAUGUGUAUUCCUAGUGCUAUAGUGCGUUAAUUGCCAUUUAGGUGACCAGGUCCCCCUGUGAGGAUUAAAAGUGAACUCCUUGAGACUUAACUUACCAUGUUUCCCAUGCAACACUACGCUUUCAGUGGCUUUACCUGCUGAGAUCACCCCUAUCACACAGGAAAGCAUUGGUAAGCUGGUGCUCAUCAGAUGGGCUCUCUGAGACUAUGAGACUGAAGAGUUUGACUCUGCUAAUUCGUGGAAGAACCUCAUGUAGCUGUCAUAUUGACAGCCCCUAGAUAGAAGCAGGUUAGUCAUGCAAAGUAAACAUUGCCGGUUUUAUAGAACAGCAAUGUUUUUACUUGCAGUUUUAAAAUGGGAGCACGUCAGUAUCUCAGAAGAUAUGAAGGCCCAUUGAUUUGUGUGUUACAAUGGAACAAGGCUGAGUAUUCAUUACGCAAAGGUAGCACACCAGCCUGUGGGAUAAGAACCCUCCAUUAUGCAGACAUGAAUACAAUAGAAAAGAGAACAUCAUACCUUUCAUGUACUGGAAAAAUAGAAAAAUCUUUAUUCUUAAAUUGAAACUAUAGUGCCUGACUGGUGCUGAAGAGGUUAAAAGAUCCUUAAUCACUUACCUGUAUCCAGCGCUGAUGUCACUCUGUGCUGAUUCAGGCUCAUCCGGCAGGUUCGAAUGCACAUAUGCAGCAUGCACCACAAUCAAAUUAGGACUUCCCCCAUAGGAAAGCAUUGUAUCAUUGUAUGGUAAUUCCUUGAGUACAUGCACAUUCUGAGUUUUGUGGGAUGCCUAGCAUAGUUUGGAGGUGGGAUGUCCAUAUGUGUAGAUUUUACUACUGUGCUGACUGCAUGGCAGCAAACAUCAUCAAGGUCUAAUUUAUGCAUGGUUUAAUGUUUCCUCUAUAAAUAUACUAACAUUUUCCUUAGCACAAUGUAUAGCUGAAACUAUAUUCUCUUUAUGUGACUCCAAGCCAUGUUUCUCAAGACAAAUGUAUUUUAAAAGCAUUGUGUAAUUUAGAUACGAUUUUGUUUUACAUGCAGAUUUUCUCAAAACACCUUGUACUCCAUUUCACAGGUUUUUACUGGGCCUAUACGGAAGGUGAAAGGCUGACUUGGCAGCGAUGUCUAUGGAUGUAACCUUCCUGGGAACAGGCUCUGCUUAUCCAUCCCCGUGUCGAGGUGCUUCUGCAGUUGUAUUUCGUACAGAGGGAGAAUGUUGGCUGUUUGACUGUGGUGAGGGAACUCAGACGCAGUUCAUGAAAAGCCCCCUUAAAGCAGGUCCGUGAGCUCUUGCGAUAAAUCAUAUAAUAAUGUGGCCUUUAGUGUAAUCCUGAGUGACUUUUUUUAAACUUAAUGUAGUGCUUAUGGUGCAGAGACUGUCCCAAUAGUCUAACAAUUGGAAACACUGAAAAGGUGGUGUUUACAGUUGUCCCCAAGGACACCAGACUCAGACAACCAUUAAAGGUGCUUCCUAUAUUGGCCCUGCAAUCUUUUAAUGACAGACGUUUGGUGUCUUCUGGCUGCAAGAAGACACCUUAGAAUGGCAUUGAGUGGAAGCAUUUCUAUGUGGAGAUGCACAUUGGUACAGAACAGCUGCUGCAACACAUUCACAAUAGCCCCCAGGUGCUUUCUUAGAGGGAAGCAUUAAAUUGGUUGCGAUCAUCAGUAAUGAUGUUCUCAGCUGAGAGGUGAGUAGAUGGAUAAAAACAAUUUAUUUCUUUUAGUAAAUAGGAGGGGCCCUGAAUCUAACUUGAUAGAACACUUUAACUUUAGAAAUAAAGGUUUGUAUUUCUAAUGUUAGUGUUUCUUUAACAUUGCUUAUUUAGUCUAAUAUCCAAGUUGCUUUUUAUUUAUAUAUAUAUAUAUAAAAAAGUAAUUAUUACUUUACUGAGAGGGUAGUGGACGCAUGGAAUAGCCUUCCAGCUGAAGUGGUAGAGGUUAACACAGUCAAGGAGUUUAAGCAUGCGUGGGAUAUGCAUAAGGCUAUCCUAACUAUAAGAUAAGGCCAGGGACUAAUGAAAGUAUUUAGAAAAUUGGGCAGACUAGAUGGACCGAAUAGUUCUUAUCUGCCGUCACAUUCUAUGUUUCAAUCAUACACUGAAAAGUAAAGAUAGUUUAGAUGGAACUAGGAUAGAAUACCUGGCUGUUAGUACAGGAAAAGUAGACGAUGGGGUGAAUGUGUAAUGGUGAAAUUGCAUGGUAAAAUGUAAAGAGGUCAAUUAGGGUUAACUGAGAGGGGGUUGAUUUUGGCCAUGCCCCAAAGAAGUGGUCUUUAAACCUAAAGAUAGCAUAUCAUAGAUUCUUUACCAUGUGCUACGUGCCUGCUUAAUAAACUUUCAUGACAUGCUGAUGGCACAGCUGUCCCCCAGCGUUACCAAGAUCAGCAGGUGCAACCUUUACUAAACCUAAUCGGAUGUCAGAGCCCACACAGCCAGUCUGGCUGCUUGAGAUUUAGUCAAUUUCAUCAUAGUCCUAAAAAUAAAUCUGUCAGCAAGUGUUUUAUUUAAAUGUGCAUUACAUAUCUGGCUUAAUGUAAAAGAAAAAUAAAUCAUGGAGUGCAGUUACAAAUCUAGAAAUUGUGGAGAAGAGACAAGAAAAAUUAUGUAUUUAGUUAGGCUAUUUCAGACAAAAUGUGCAAUUCUCUUGUCCAUCGUCUGCCAGUGAAUAAUCUGGAUAUGUAAAUCAAAGCCCAUGUGAUUUUUAAUAGAAACUAUAUUGCUUUAUGUAUAUGGAUCAUGGAAUUAUAUUAGUGCAUGUGUGUUUAUUUUUUUUAUUUUUUUUUAUUUGCAUUUUAUAGAAUUCACAGUCUUAUUACAGGUAUACAGGGUAUGUGGGUUACAGUCACUUUUACAGCAUAGAGAGAAUACAAUAUAGUGAGCAGCAUGCAUUGUCAAAGUAACAACUUAACUAUACAGUGAUGAUACUUGUGUUGAGCAUUCAUGUAGUGGUGACAUUAGAGUUACACCUUUAAGACAAAUAGACAACUCAUUCUGACAUUGCUAUUGUACCCAUGUUUGUGUUGCUCUCUUUCUUGUCCAAUGGGCGUGAUAGUGAGAGUUGUCUUUCCACUCCGCCAGUCUUGGUAAGUGCUUAGCUGUGAAGUAACCCCCAUCUCCCUGGUGCUCAACUACUUUUUCGGUGAGAAAAUUACGAACUUGGGGGGCAUAACCUGGGUAUAAUACAGGGAAAGAGGGGGAGGUGGAGGAGGGGGGGGCUGUGUUGAUCCCUCAGUCUAGCCCAGCAUAUAGGCCGAUUCUUCGGCCCUAAGAAUUUGCGUCAGAGUAUUCACCCAGCUUUAAAGGACCACUAUAGUGCCAGGAAAACAUACUCGUUUUCCUGGCACUAUAGUGCCCUGAGGGUGCCCCCACCCUCAGGGACCCCCUCCCGCCCGGCUCUGGAAAGGGGAAAGGGGUUAAAACUUACCUUUUUCCAGCGCCGGGCUGGAGAGCUCUGCCUCCUCUCCUCCUCCGAGCAGAGUUGCCAAAGCUGAAUGCGCUGCAGCAAGCUGAGCUGCGCUUCGGGUUCCUAUAGGAAAGCAUUUACAAUGCUUUCCUAUAGACGCUGCGGCUCACCGUGAAAAUCACAGUGAGAAGUAUAUCGUUAAAGCGUCUAGUGGCUGUCAAUGAGACAGCCACUAGAGGAAAUAGGGGAAGGCUUAACCCAUUGAUAAACAUAGCAGUUUCUCUGAAACUGCUAUGUUUAUUUAAAAAUGGGUUAACCCUAGCUGGACCAGGCACCCAGACCACUUCAUUAAGCUGAAGUGGUCUGGGUGCCUAGAGUGGUCCUUUAAGUAGUAAGAGGUGGUGUGUGGGCUCCCUUGUAUUCAAAGAUGCGGUGCUGAGAAGGGGUGCGUAAUAUCCUUUCCCUAAAGCAUCGUUCUGUGGAUUACAGCGUAAAAGGUGUUUUGAGUGUUGAAGGUUUCACCGUUUUUUGUUGAUAUGUGUCCCAUUUUUCCCACGCCUCCUUCCAGAAUUUUUGUGGUGGAUUAUUGGAUCUGGCCAUUAUCUCGUACCCCUUUAUGGUUUCAAUGUGUGUUAUGCAGCUCUGUAUGCUGGGGUCGUCUGCUUUUGCCAGUGUUUGCUGAUCUGCAGCAGAACUGCCAAGAUAAUGUGAUACAUUAAAUAUCGAGACGAUUUUGUGUGGCUUGGAGGCAUAUACUGUAGAAGAUAAUGCUCAGGAGCAUGUGCGAGAGCUACACCUGUAGUGUUUUUAAUUAGAGCCUGUGUGUCCGUCCACAGUGGUGUCAGGACCAGGCAGUCCCACCAUAUGUGUAGCAUGGUGCCCUGGGCUUUGUUGCAUCUCCAGCACAGUCCUGUAUUCUUAGGUAUCAUAUGUUUUAGACGGGUUGGUACUAAGUACCAGCGGUAUAAUACUUUCCUGGCUAGUUCUAGAUGGGCUGUGCUGAGUGUGAGUUUCUUAUUCUCAUACAGUAUAUAUGACCACUGCUCUUUUGUUAACUGUCUUCCUAGUUCCGCUUCCCAUGCUUUUACAAACUGUAAUGUAUGUGGGUCUAGUGCUCGAUGAUGGUGAUUGUACAGUGUGGAGAUUAGCUUAAGUGGUCUUUUCGUCUGUGUGCAAAGACUUUCUAAUUCAGUGAAAGUGCCCCAUCUGUCUCCUGCAGGAAGUACCUUUUUAUUUUUCUGCAACCAUGAGUGUAUCUGUCUGUGCGCAAAUGCUGCUGCGUUGGGUAAUUGGUGUGUAUUUUGCAGUUGUCUGAAGGGGAUGACCUCUCCCUGAUCAAACAACUGAUGUAAGUAUAUCAGAUCCCUACUGCUCCAGGAUGCCAUGUUCAAUGAGGGUAUUAGUCCAUAAAAGGAAUCUAGGAGUAAGACUGGAGAGAGCUCCCUAUCGAAUCCCUGUUCUUUGUGAAAUCUGUCCCAUUCUCGUAAUGUUGUGGCCGUGAGUGGUGACAUAUCGUUAUACUUUUUCCUGAGCUGUGGUGGAGUCCAGGCCAGGUGCGUUAUGUGUUGUCCCCCAGUGAGCUCUGCUUCUACGGUUACCCAAGGUGAUGGUGUAUCAUGCUGGUGUAAUUCGUUGACCAGCGGUGCAAGUAUAGCUGAUCUGUAGUACGUGGCUAAAUGUGGUAAUCCCAUGCCCCCUCCUUUGUAUGUGCGGUACAUGAUGUUUGCCGCUAUUCUGGGUUUCUUGUGUGACCAGACAAAGGUAUUAAUCAAUUGUUGUGCGUCGUGAAGAAAUUUUUUUGAGAGCCUAACUUGUAAUGUACGAAAUAGGUAUUGCAGUCUCGGGAGGAUUUUCAUUUUGACUGCCGCUAUCCUACCCAUCCAUGAUAUGUAUUUCCCUUUCCAAUCUGUUAGCUGCUGUUUUAUGGAUGUAAGGAGUUUGCCAUAAUUCUCCCGAUGUAAGUUCCUCUCUAGUUUCGUAAAUUUUAUGCCUAAGAAAGUUAAGUGGUCUUGUCUCCAUUCAUAAUGGUAUUUCUGUUGCAAGGCUGUAUAUAGCGACGCGGGCGUAUGUAGACUCAUUGCCUGUGUUUUAGAGCUAUUCAAUUUGUAAUACGAGCAGUUGCUAUACUGCUGUAACAGAGUCUGGAGUUCUGAGAUAGAGGUGAGUGGGUCAGACAAGGAGAGCAUAACGUCAUCCGCAAACAUCGUUAAUUUGUAUGUUUUAUGUUUAAUUUUCACACCUCGGAUUUUGUUGUUAUCCCGUAUCGCCUGGGCCAAUGGCUCUAGCGCAAGGAUGUAUAGGGCUGGGGAGAGCGGGCAUCCUUGCCUCGUUCCAUUUGUGAUAAGGAACGGCUUGGAUACAAACCCGCCAUUAGCUACUUGUGCCGAUGGUGUGGAGUACAGUGCUGAGAGUAGGGAUAGGAAUUGUUGUGGGAAUGCAAAUUUUUGUAGUACAGUUCUCAGGAAGUUCCAGUGUAGUCUGUCGAACGCCUUCUCGGCAUCCAGGGACAUAAAGACCCUGGACUCUCCGGGAGGCGUCCCACUGUAUAGAAGGCUGUGGAGUUUCCUAGUGCCGUCAGUUCCCUGACGCCCCUUCACAAAUCCCACUUGAUCCGGGUGCGUAAUAAAAGGGACAAGGGCCGCUACACGAUUGGCGUAUAUUUUAGCUAAGAGUUUUGUAUCUGUGUUUAACAGUGAGAUAGGCCUUAAGUUUUUUGGUUGCGUAGGUGGUUUCCCUGGCUUUGGUAGCGUGGCUAUGUGCACUAAUAGCAUUUCUGAGGGCAUCUUCCCUGUGUGUACAAUAUGGUUCAGUGUAUGUACUAGAUGUGGGCUCAGGAUGCUCGAAAAGACUUUGUAGUAAGUGUUCGUGAAGCCAUCUGGGCCGGGUGAUUUCCCUGAAGGGAGUGUACGGAUAGUUUGCUGUAGUUCUUUCAGUGUAAUCGGUUCUAUCAGGGAGUCCUGCUGUUGUUGUGUUAAUUUUGUCAAUUUUAUCUGCGAGAGAAAGUUGUCAAUUUCAACUUGUGUUGGCUGAUGCGUUUGGGGAUCCUUUGUUAAGUUGUACAGGUUUUGGUAAUAGGCUGCUGUUUCUUCAUUGAUGUCUAGGGGGUUAUAUAUUUUCCCUCCUUUGCUGGUGAGUAAAUAUGGGAUUUUGGAGUGGGCUUGGUGAUGUCUCAGCAAAGAUGCUAAUUUUUUCCCCGCUCUGUUCCCGUGGGUGUAAUGUUUCAAUUUGAGUGUUUGUAGGGUGCGUGCUGUUUUUUGAAGUAGGAGAUCAUUUAAUUGUUUAGUAAUUUGUUCUAUUUCAAUGUGAAGGCCAGGAGUGGGGUGUAGGAAUUGGGCUGCAUUUAAGUCACGCAAUUUGGUCAGUAGGGUAAGACGCGCUUGUUGAGAGGUCCUGUUUAGAAAGGACGCUCUGCUAAUGAGCUGACCUCUAAUGACUGCUUUAUGAGCCUGCCAAGAGGUGGUAGGUGAUAUGUCAGGCUGAUUGUUAAGUUGGAAAUAUUUAUCUAUUUCAGUUUCCAAUUCCUUUUUAAAAGUAUCGUUAUAUAGGAGGGUGUCGUUCAGUCGCCACGGGGCUUUCCCUCUGUGUUUGUAAGUGUCCUGGGUUAUGAGGGUCACUGGAGCGUGGUCUGACCACACUAUGUCCCCUAUACUACUCUGUACUGCGGAAGGUACCAAAUCUCUUGACACCAGUAUGACGUCUAUUCUGGAGUGGGUUCCAUGCACCUUGGAAUGGAAAGUGUAAUUUUUGUCAUUCGGCUGUUUCGUUCGCCAUAUGUCAUAUAAGUUAUGGUCAAGUAAUAGCUUAGUGAUGGCUUUGCAUUGUGGUAUUAAGGAUCUAUGUCUAGGAGUAGAGGGAGACACUGUCGUGUCCAUAGUCGGCUGGAGAAUGUGGUUCAUGUCACCGCAUAUUAUGAUGCCAGAUUUGUGCUCUUGGGGUAGUUUGCUCAGUACUCUAUGCAAAAAAUUGCGCUGGUUGGAGUUUGGGCUGUAUAUGCCUACCAAGGUAUAUAUGGCUCUGUUAAUUUGACAGUGGAUUAUUAAAUAUCGGCCUUGUGCGUCUGUUUUGACGUUUAGCAGUUCAAAAGUGAGCGAUUUGUGAAACAGGAAGGACACUCCUCUAGUUUUGGAAGAAUAAGUCGUGUGAUACUGCGUCGGAUAGUCCUGUUUCCCAAAUUCUGGUAUCCUCCCACGCACAAAGUGCGUUUCCUGAAGGCACAUAAUGUCUAUCUUAGCUGUCUUAGUUUCCUCUAAUAAAACUCUACGUUUAUGAGGGGUGUUCAGCCCUCGUACAUUAUGUGAGUAUAUUUUCAUAAUAUGAUGUUAUGUGGAUUCGUCGCUGAAUUUGCAGUUUACUUCUUAUCCUAUCUUCCUUUCGUAUGGGUAUGUCGAUUGUGCUUAUAUCGGGCAAGGAUGCCUCUGUGGGGGCGAUCGCGAUCAUAGCUGGUGUGGGCAAUAGCUUGGGCUUUCUCAUCCAUGCGGGACUAGUUUCAAGGACAUGGGGAGGUGUUAACCGGGUAAUAACAAAAACAAAGUAUUUACAUGUAUGAGUCUUGGUACUGGUGAUGAGUACCAUGGGGGUGGAAACUCGCAUGUUUCCGUGUCGUGGCUAUGGGUCUUCCGCUGUCUCCUAAUCUUUGGGGACGAUCGGUCGCAUUAGGUCACCCAUGUAUCAAGUACUAAGUAAUAAGAGUCUUAUAGGUUCUUUGGGGAUGUGUACUGCUGAACUAAGAAAGAGGGUAAGUGGUAGUAGGACUAAGAAAAAAAAUUUUUUGUUAGGUCCAUUCGUAGGUUCACAUACUUAUAUAGAUACACAACAUAAAUACACCUUAAUCUACAGCUGGUGAGCGCGUCCAGUAAGGCAGCGUCUUGCUCCCAGUAGCUGGAAGGGCUCGCCAAAGUAACAGGUAUCUAGUGAUUACAUUCUGAACUUGUGUUAUAUCAUUUAUAUCAGCUUAUCAGACUCCCCCUCUUGCAGUGUCGCUGUGUGCUCCGGGCUGUCAUUAGUGGAGCCGCCAUCUUGCGACCAGGCCCGAGCCUCCUCCGUCUCCUGGUGCUGUUUGCUUCCAAAGAAGUUGAUUUUGUCUGCUUUUGGUGCAUUCUUCUUGCCCCUCUGCUGUGCCAUCUCUCGUUUUUGUGCAGUUUUACCGCCGUGUUGCGCUGGAUGGGGUCAGAUUGCGACCCGUGAUGCCGGAGCGAAAGGAUCACACGUCCAUUUCUCUCGGCGGUUAGCCACGCCCGUGUGUUUAUUUUUUAUCUGAUUUUUUUUUUUCUCUCGAAUGUUUUCAUUGAUUCACACACAAGUGAACGAUAAUUUCCAAGCCAACUAGUGAAUCACUAUAUUUUGGCAUAACAAUUUCCAUUAUACAAGUCAUAGAAUAUAUUGCAGAUCAAAGCAGUGAAUGAAGUGUAAGAUAUUAGUUGUGAAUAUUAAUAUUCAGCCCUCCCAUGUGUUUCUUUCCCCUUGCAGUCUUAAACGAACAGCCUUGAUAGAACAUAGGAUAAGUAAUUUGUUCAGUCGGGUUCUGUUGUGUAUUUUUCUAUUACAUUUUACAUGCCGUCUUACCCAGUGAUGUCUGCCAUGUCAUGAGACUUCAUGCAACAAUUGUUCCAUUUUAUUUUCUGUUGAUCUCCGUCAAUGUUGCAUAGCAGUGAAGGUCUGUGCGACUUCAUGUGAUGCAGUGUGUAAAGACAAAUCGUUAUACAUAUAUGUAAUCAAUGAAAUGAUUGAAGCAUUUCGUUUCAGUAUAAUGUUGAAGCAUUUUAGCCACUCCUGUCCUAUCAGGUCCUGUUCCCAUAAUCAGUACCAAAUGGAACAUUUGCCGUAAUUUGUUUGAAUUAAUAAACUAUCUUAAUAAUACAUAAACCUAUAAUAGAUGAGCUCAGCAAUGGUAAAAAUUUACUUUGACAAAGGCCUACCAGCUGGCUAAUGAUUGUUGGUGUUAAACUGUACUUUUUAAAAAUAAUGUAUUCAGUGAAAAGGCUGCAAUGUAAAUUGGGAUAAAAAUGCCUGAAAAUAAGUCCUACAAAUAUAAUACAAAUACCGGAAAUUUGUCAAGGAAAAACAACGGGGUGUGUGUGUGUAUAUAAUUGUUUCAUGCAGACUGAAUAUGUAUUCAUCAUUUUGCAUGCUUGACUUGACUUUGGAGUCCGUUAAAAAGGUUUGAUCUAACUCUAUACUAGUUGAAUAUUUUCAAAGGAACUGGCAUUGCAAUAUGUCUGGAUCCUAGAAAUGUAAUAUAUUGAUUUAAAUGUUGUUUGGCUUAUAAAUUUCACUCAUAUUAUUAAAUCUGUUCUUGAUAUGUGUUUUCUUAAAAUAUAUAAUAAUUUUUUUUCUUGUGUUCUUUUUAGGUAGAAUAACAAAGAUAUUUAUAACGCAUCUUCAUGGCGAUCAUUUAUUUGGGCUUCCUGGCUUCCUUUGUACAGUAAGCCUACAGUGUGGCUCUACAGCAGUCAAGCAACAUGUUGAAAUCUAUGGUCCUGUGGGCUUGAGGGACUUUGUCUUCAGGAGUCUAGAAAUCUCUCAUUCACAGCUUGCUUUUCCAUAUGUUGUCCAUGAACUGAUUCCCUCAAAAGAUCAAUGCCCUGUAGAAGAGUUCAAGGACUUCUCUAGAUCUGGAAUAGAUAAUGAGAUGGCAUCAGAGGUUGAAGGGAGGACCAUUUGUGAAGAUCCAGAAGAUGGGUCGUACAUGCUGUUCGAAAAUGAACAAUUCACAGUGAAAGCUAUUAAACUUUUUCACCGUAUACCAUCGUUUGGCUUCGUCAUUCGUGAGAAAGAAAGACCAGGAAAACUAGAUGUAAAAAAACUGAAAGACUUUGGUAAUAUUUUCUUUAAUUAUUUCUUGCCUAAUUCUGUUAAUGUAUACAUUUUUAUAGAUAGGUAGAGGGUAAUUCCAUCCCAUAGUGGCUACUAGCAUGACACAAUCUAAGAAUAUUCCUCCUGUGUGUAAGGAGCAGUGCAAAGGACGAAAAGUGUGUGUUUUGUGCUAUUCCACAGUACUGAGUACAGCCAUCGAACAUGUGGAGCUGAGGUGUAAUGAGCAGCUGCACCUUGUUCAUCUUCAAUUUGCAUGCACAAUAGACCAAAACCGGAUGUCUAUAGAGUCUCCCACAAUACGGUGAAAUUCUCCAUAGAAUUUUCAUGGGAUGCGUGAAAAGAAAUGCCUUUUCCCAUACCUCUUGCUGUCCAAUCUAGUCCCACUGAGUAUUUCAUAUAUAUGUUAUCUUUCUGAAAAACUCAAGUGACAAUGUCAGUCUUAAGAAAUCUCACUGCUUACCUUAAAUGUUGGUUUAACUGCAGUUUGUUUGGGUUUUUUUUCCCUUGUAAUUUUUAAAAAAAAAUUUUUUUUUUGCAUUCUUUGUUUGGUUCCACUGCCACUACACAGCAGCAUGGGAGCAGAGGGUCAGAUAACAGGUUCCCUUUUAACCCCUUAAGGACACGUGACGUGUGACAUGUCAUGAUUCCCUUUUAUUCCAGAAGUUUGGUUAAAGAGGAAAAAUAUUUACAGCACUGUUAAUCCUUUAGCCAGUUAACAAGUUAUUAACCUUUCCAGGACUAUCAGCCUGUCAGGAAUAUCACAUGAAAAAAGGAAUUCUCUAACCCUGCUCUUGGAGGGUUACUCCAGCGUCCAUGACCUCUUCUGCUUUUAGAGGUGGUAAUGUACUAAGCAAUCUGUAUGUGCAGUGUUUCUUUUAAAAUGACGCACAUACAGAAACGUUACUUGGGCGUUUUGGAAUUCUGUUUCGGGUUGCUUAAUGUUAAUUCUGUGCAAAUAUAUAUAUAAUAUAUAUAUUUCUUUUUUUUUUGUUGGUGUGUGCUGGAGUGAGAUCUAAUCCAUCUAUGCUAGCAGGCAGCACUGUUAGUACACCUGCAAGUGGAAGCUUGGAUGUCCUCUUCAUCCCAGCCCUUCCUCAUAUGGACAUCUGUAUUUUGGUGACCCAUGUGUUUGCACUUUUCAUAGAAUGUGUAACAUAUUAAAUGCAUUGAAUGCUUUUUUUUUAAUUUUAUUUUAUUUUACUUAAGGAAUUCAGCCAGGACCUCUAUGUGGAAAACUGAAACUUGGAGCUACAGUUACCUUAGAGAACGGCCAAACUGUACAUCCUUCUGAUGUUUUGGGAGAUCCUAUUCCUGGUAGAAAAGUGUGCAUUUUAGGAGACUGCUCAGGCAUUUGCUCUGUGGGUAGUGCAAAGCUUUGUCAGGAGGCAGACAUUCUAAUUCACGAAGCAACUUUAGAUGACACUCAGAUGGACAAAGCAAAAGAGCAUGGUCAUAGCACGCCAAAAAUGGCAGCAGAGUUUGCCAAUCUGUGUCGGGCACAUAAGCUGAUUUUGACUCACUUUAGUCAAAGAUAUAAACCUCCUGGCAUGGUCUCUGAAGGAGAUGAAGACGUUUUAGUCCUAAAGAAGCAAGCAGAGAAUUAUCUACUCAGUCAAGACGUGAUUUUAGCAGAAGACUUUUUAACUAUUACCAUUCCAAUUAAAAAGCAGAAUUAAGAAGUUCUGCUAAGCAUAUUAUAGUACACAAUCUAUCUACCAUCAUUAGUAAACCUUUCAAAGUGGUGCCAAGUGAUUGAACAUUCUUGUGGGACACCUGGUAGAAAAAAUACAAUCUACAGCCACUUCAAGAUACUGGAUCAUAACCUUGUUCUAUGGAGACUACCACGGCAAGUACAAGUACAAAUUAUCAAAAGAACCCAAAAGGCACCACUACAGUUUGAUAAGUAAAUGGUUUCACUGAUUCCUGUUUUGGAGCAGAACAGUUAGUGAUGUAAGAAAUCAAAAGCUUGUCCUGGAUUGUAAAUUUUGAAAUCGUAAUACAGAUGAAACAUCACAGAUCAGUUUUUCCAACCCAAUAGGUAAAGACUGGAAAUGCACAGGUGACAUCAAAGCUGUUACAAAUGAAGUAUACUUACAAUUUAAAUGGAUACUCCAAACACUAAAACAAACAUUUCCUUUGAUAGCUUAUCAACAAUUGUAUGAAUGUAUUUUUAACACAUUAUGAAGCUGCAUCUGCACAACUCUCUCAUUUCUCUUUACAAAUCCACGUAUUUCUCUGCUAUAAAGAGCUGAAUGUUACAUUAGUGAGUGUGUGUGUGUGUGUGUGUGUGUGUGUGUGUG
This is a messenger RNA of Pelobates cultripes (western spadefoot toad), 13030 nucleotides long. The record is from the annotation of a GenBank genome assembly. NCBI's taxonomy places the organism in Eukaryota, Metazoa, Chordata, Amphibia, Anura, Pelobatidae.